AUGCUGGCCUAUGACAAUACCAUCUUGUAUAUUAAGACAGUCGACAGCGCACCAAGAACUCAGUGUAUGCCAUCUCAACAACGAUACUUCUUUCAACCUCAAGCAUAUCACUCUUCUUCAAAGAACCUCGACGAAACCUCUGGUAAAGCUAGCCCUACCAUGAUGGCGCAAGGCAACGAAAGCGAGACCUAUCUCAAUCUUGGCUGGACAGGCCCUCACAUCACAUUCGGCUCUGGCUACGAUGUUGCUCAUCGCAAAUUACGAAGUUCUGCAUUUAAUAAUUUCCCGCAUGCCACAACGGAGCCCAGCCACAUUGGUAUCAAAACUCAAACGCAUCUCAUCACCACGGCCGAAGAGCUCAAGUCUCGCAUCAAGGCGGAUGUCAAGGCAACGAUCCCCCUGGAGGGAGUAUCAGUCGAGACUGAGAACUCGUGUCUUCGAAAUGUCCAGACGUCUUCCACCUCCCUUGUCCAGGUCAUUACGGCCACAGUCGAGGAUCCUCCCGCUCUAGUAGACACUUCCAACUUGAAGCUCAGCGCCGCCGCACUGUCCGUCUUGCAAAGUCCCGACGGGAUCAACAAGUUUCAAGAACGCUACGGCGAUUAUUUUGUCUACGGCGCAUUGUCGCGCGCCCGAUUCAACGCCGUCUGCACCAUCCGGACUUCAAGCGCUAGUAUCCGAAACCAGAUCAAGACCAAGCUCGAGGCGACCCUCACCGAGGCCGGCAGCCUCUCCGCCGUCUUUGAAUCUCUCAGCAAGUCCUCCAGCGAAUGGGCAUCGACCGAUAUCGAUAUUGCCAUGAGCGGAGUCAAGGGCCAGCCUGCCUGUGACAAGGGCUAUAAUUAUAGGGCUUAG
This is a messenger RNA of Metarhizium robertsii ARSEF 23, 855 nucleotides long. RefSeq lists its product as uncharacterized. The record is from RefSeq and is a predicted model, not a curated record. NCBI's taxonomy places the organism in Eukaryota, Fungi, Ascomycota, Sordariomycetes, Hypocreales, Clavicipitaceae. The transcript is spliced from 2 exons. The coding region runs from base 1 to 855 and encodes 284 amino acids.